This is a messenger RNA of Periconia digitata, 2910 nucleotides long. The record is from the annotation of a GenBank genome assembly. NCBI's taxonomy places the organism in Eukaryota, Fungi, Ascomycota, Dothideomycetes, Pleosporales, Periconiaceae.
AUACAGUGGCUACAACUAGGCGUUAUAGAUGGUAGUUCCUCCAUAAUCUGUAAAGAAGGCCCGUCCGCCAUGGCAUACCCUAUGCCUUACUUGAACGCCAAAAGACCAUGGGACUUUUUUGAUGAACAUUCAUCACAGCCUACGAAACGACUGCAGCUUGGGCCGGAGUUUCCCGAUGCCAGUUCGAGCGGGGAUUACGUCGAUCCUUUCACAUCAUCGACGGUGCUUUCAUCAUCUCAAACUGCAUGGGAGCUUGGAGUUGAUGAUUUAGGAUACACGAGUGGUUUCGACGGUGACGGAUUCGCCUGGGGUACACAACCCGACAUAAUUCUGGAAAAUGCUGCUAUCGACACCACGAUCCAGGCUCGCGACGGCGCAGAAGCAUUUGAGUCGACACUCGGCUUCUACCAACAAGUCUGCUUUGGUCUGAUUCCGGACGUACAGGUACGUCUAAACAAGGAUUUCGAUUCGAACUUGGACCUGUACUUCGGCGUGCUCAGUCCACAAGACCCCCCGCCAUCUCCAAGGUGGCCACUACGGUUCGAAAACGGUCGUUGUGACGUUGUCACGCCUUCGGGGCGAGUUGCUGCCGUGCUGCACCAGCACUCCUACAGGUUGUUGGAUGGUCUACAGAAGGCGGUCCCCGUUGAGUUUGAGCUGUCGGCUUGGUCUGUCACAAAUCUCAGGUCGCGGAAAAGCUCCAAGGAGUCUCUGAGUCGGUUCACGAAACUUGAACUAGUUGUUCUUGGACAGCGGUAUGCCGCUGAGACCGUAGCGGCCACUUUUGCGUCCGAGGAAGUCUUCUUGCAGGAUCCCGCGGAUCUACCAGCUGGAAUCGUCUACGAAAAUCCUCAGAUGCUCGAGCUUCCAGAUUUUGCACUGACAUCUUCGUCACUACAAAGCGGACCGAGUGCAUCGAAAGGUAUACAGUCUCAUAACCUCCAUAAGAACAUGGAUCAAAGCGACUCGACCUUUGAUUUUGAAAAACUUCUCGACGAUUUUGCAUGCCAACAUGACCUUGCCAAAGCGGCGUCCGAUCGACACGUUAUGACACCUCUGCUUGACCAUCAAAAGGAGGCUCUAGACUUCAUUAUGCAACAAGAGUCAGGUUCGAAGUCUCGCUCAAGACGUCUGUGGGAGCCCGUGGAGCAGAUGCGGAGUGAUGAGCCCGCGACAGUAUAUCAGCACGCCAUCACCGGUGCUAAGAGUGCCUCUGCAGCGGAAGCGACUGGCGGCAUGGUGGCUGAUGAAAUGGGUCUCGGAAAGACAUUGACGAUGCUUGCCGCUAUCACGGGGUCUCUUGAGAGGGCUCUUACAUACGCACGAUUUCUGACCAAGAUCGAUGAAUCAGGUCGGGGAAUUUGGGCGGCAAAGUCCACGCUAGUCAUUGUCCCCUCUACAUUACUGAUCAACAGUUGGCUCGAUGAAGUUGAAAGGCAUAUCAUGCCCGGCACUUUAAGGUGCUACAAGUUUCAUGGGGCAGCGCGUCAGGUUGAACUUCAUAACCUUCUGCAAUACGAUGUCAUCGUUACCACGUACGGUACCGUCGUAGCUGAUUUCGUACGCAACAGAAGCCGGCUCCAUGGUAUUCACUGGUACCGUAUCGUUUUAGAUGAAGCCCAUGUGAUUCGCAAUGCUUCGACGAAACAAUUCAAAGCGGUACAGGCACUUCGUUCCAAUAUUCGAUGGAGCUUAACUGGAACUCCGAUCCAAAAUUCUCUCGACGACCUAGCAUCUUUGACAAGUUUUUUGAAGGUUCCUCUUCUAGAAGAUGCGACGCAGUUCAAGCGCUACAUAACCUCUCCAAUCGAGUUAAACAAAGGCCACACCCGGACUGGAUACCAAAACCUGCAAAAAUUACUGCAUUCGAUCUGUCUACGACGGACCAAGCACAUUCUGCCAACGGCGCGAUACAACGAUGUCGAGCGCUUGUUGGCAUUCGAUCAAGACGAGCGAGAGGACUAUACUCGAAUAGAGAGGCAAUGCAGGGAAGCCCUCCAACGUGCUGUCAAUGGACACGAUAGUGGGAAAGCACACCAGACGGUGCUGGAAACCCUGCUGAGCCUCAGGCUAUACUGCAACCUUGGCAGAAACUUUGAUCGAUUUGAAGCCACGCUCGAAGGCGAAUGCGAAGAGCCCGAAGUAAUACUCAGUCUCCUGGAACAGAAUGACAAAGCAAAGUGCGCGUACUGCGACUGCGAGGUAUCAAACAUCACGACCGUUGCCGGAGAUGAAGAAGCGGUCUUGACUGUCUGUCGCAAACUCAUCUGCUCUAAUUGUGUGUUGCAAUGGAGGGAUUAUCUCAAUCAGAAGGGGAGAUGUGCAUUGUGCCAUACAUCACAUGGCGUGAGUGUCUUACCUGGGAAAGAAACUUUCGAGAAUCCAUGCAAGCGGUAUCCGACCAAGAUAAGGGCACUCUGUCAAGAUAUUGAGUCUAACAAAGAAGACGGCAAAUGUAUUGUGUUUUCGUAUUGGAGACGUUCCCUGGAUGUCGUUGGGGCGCUCUUGACGGACAAGCAGAUCCCUCAUCUGAGAGUGGAUGGGACCACCCCCUCGGCUAAGCGACGUGAGGUGUUGGAUAUGUUCCAGAAGCAAGAAGAUGUGUCUGUAUUACUCAUGACGCUCGGUACUGGUGCUGUUGGUCUGAACAAUCUAUCGGUUGCACAUCGGCUGCACCUAUUGGAACCCCAAUGGAAUCCUUCAGUCGAAAGCCAGGCCAUCGGACGUAUCGUGAGACUUGGUCAAACCCGUCCUGUCACGGUCUUGCGCUACAUCAUGAGCGAAACUGUAGAACAGAACGUGCGACACAUCCAGCGGAAGAAACAACGUCUAGUCAAUCAAGGCUUCGGUAAAAGCAGGCCAGAAGCUAAAUCUAAAACCUUGAGUCGAGUGCAGGUAUGUAAUUGGUAA